AGCCGCCAGUGAGCGGUUUGCGCCUUAUUUUGUUUGUUAUAAUUUGUUGUUUUGAAUUGAAACCUCGCCGGUCGAUGUCUCGCGCUUUGGACAUUUCAGUUCGAUUAAGUCCUUGUAGUAAGGUAGAUGUCUAUUUAUCUAAAAGUUUGGCUGAAAACCUUUAUCUUCUCCAGUAUCUUGUUCGACCUUCUCAUUUGACCUACGAAGACAUCACACCUCUAAGUGUGAAGGUGAAACCAACUCAGAAAGAGAUUGAAAUUCAACUUCCUGUUAAUACAAAGAGCAACAAUUAUGCAUUUAGUAAAGGUGAACAGAUGGCUCUCAUGGUUGAUGGUCGAUAUAAACCUUCUGAUCAGAACUUCUUCGACAGUAAUGUCAUGGACAAAACCAUUCUUGCCUCCGGACCGUCAUCAGUCUCCACCCAUCGAUAUGCUGUUGGUAUUUACAAAGAUAAUGAGUUUCAUUUGACUCCGUUGUAUGCUAUGGCCCAAGUCAGGCCAUCAUUCUCUUAUAUGGACAGAGCAGAUGCUAAGCAAAAACUCAAUAUUAAGCAGAGUGAAGGAGGAGAAUCUUCUCAAGAGGAGGAAGAAGAAGAAGCUAAACCUGUUCGGCUGAAGUUUGCACGACAUGAAACUGUCGAAGCAAAAGCCAGACGCAUGGCAUCAUAUGAUUAUUACCAGAAGAAGCGAGAUGAAGAGCAGUGGGUAGACCUUAGAUAUCAUUCUAUGGAUGACGAUAGAUCACUAGCGGAGAGAAAUAUGCUGUUUGCUACGAAAAACCAUGACAUCAGUGAGUUUAACAUUCCACCAUGGGAGUAUUUGGAGAAAUUAAUGCCACCUGUUACUGAGGAGGAGGAGGAAAAACCAGCUCUUCCAAGCAAUAUCCUCUCUUUGAGUCAGCUACGUACAAUGCCACUCCAAGAACAGGUGAAAGCUCUUCUUAUCAAUGCAAAAGUCAUCAGGUUCCGUCAAUUGCUGGCCCUUUUACCUCAAGGAACCGACUCAACUGCUGUUAUCCGAUGCCUUCAGCAAGUUGCUGUACUUGUUCAAGGUUGUUGGGUCGUGAAAAGUGAAAUCCUGUACCCUAAAGAUGCAACUAGCCCCCACAGUGGUGUAUCUGCUGAACAUUUAUGUCGAGGAAGAGACUACCUGAUGUGGAAGUUCCUUCACACCAGAUAUGUAACCAGGAAAGAAAUAUCUUCUGUCAUAAAGUUGCCUGCUGAAGAUGUCAAGGACAUUUUAGAACAAAUGUCUCGUGUUCGUGUCAGUCAUGGAUGGGAAUUUCUCUUUGAUUAUGACAAAGAAUUUUGUAGCAGAUAUCCGGAAAUAAUCCAGCGACAGAAGGUGUUAUGGGAAGCAAAGUUUCAGAGUUUAUGUAAACAGCUGAAAAUUAAUUGUAAAGAGAUUGAGAAGAAACAUAAAGAGCAAACCACUCCAGAGAAAUGCAAGAAACCUCGCACACCGACCAAGUCUCGGAAGCGGACUAUGAGUGGCCGAAGCAUAUCUGACCAUAGUGACAUUGAGCCAGAGGGUACUGACCGGGCAGCAGCAAACAAGGAUGGAUUAGAUGAUAACUGUGUGGAAAUAUUGGAUAUCACCGGUGAUGGUCCUUUUACAAAUGAAGGUGGUUUAAGACCUUCAACAGGGGUGGAGAACAGCAACAUCAAAGGCAGUGUGUCUUUUAAUAAUCAUGUAUUUAACCAUAACGAGGAUGUGCUCCAGGGACUUCAGUCUUUUGUUAAAGAUAAGCUAAAUUCUCGUUACGUUCUAACAAUGAGCGAGGUGAAACGCUUAUUUCAAUUGAACUUGACUCAGAGUCAACCUGGUCACAUUUUAAGUUCCGGUGUGUCAGACCAGAUGCUAGAACAAGCUGCACUUGAUGUCGGAGGAAUCAGACUAAACGACCGGUGGCCUAAACAAUACAUUGAGGAACCUGUAUUCAUAGCUUCCAGAAUUGGUGACGGAUUAGAUCCGAUGAGAGGUGUACUUAUUGGUAUGUUACAGACUUCUUGUCGUGUAGCAUCGAACCUGUUCAAGAAGAAAGUGGAUGAGGUACUUGGUUGCCCCAUCUCUGAGAGCGACUGUAAAAAAUUGUUACGGGAUUAUUGUAUCACAAAAGGGUCGUGUUGGUAUUUGAAAGGGGUCAGCACAGAGGAGUCAUGACACCACCACCACUGUCACAUUUCCUUGUUGACUUCUGCCAUCAUUCUAUUAAAUUAUCACAUAUCAACGUGGAUAUCUUCUUUUCUUCACUGGGAGAUAUUGCAUGGUUGUGUGUCUGCAACACAAUUUGAUAUUUUCACAUUGAAAAAAACAAAACAAAACAACUAUAACAAAAUUGCAAAAAUCUCUACAAAGAUACAAAGGAUGUAUUCAAGGAGAGAAAUUCAUUAAGAACAACAACAACAACAAUAAUUAAAAUUAUUAAAAAUAAUUAAAAUCUGCUUGUAAAUAAAGUUUGUUACUAAUCAAUUUGUAAAUGUAAAAAUAAUGAUAAAAAUUAUUCUUUAUUCACUCAAUAAAAAAAGAAAAACUGCUAAACUAUUUAUUUUACUCAAACAAGUGAAAUAAAUACCAGAUAUCUGUAUUUUGUGUUUGGCUAUUUCUAAUCAAUAUA
This is a messenger RNA of Octopus bimaculoides (California two-spot octopus), 2616 nucleotides long. RefSeq names its product DNA-directed RNA polymerase III subunit RPC5. Lineage: Eukaryota; Metazoa; Mollusca; Cephalopoda; Octopoda; Octopodidae. The record is from RefSeq and is a predicted model, not a curated record. Gene Ontology annotation, cellular component: RNA polymerase III complex; nucleus. Gene Ontology annotation, biological process: tRNA transcription by RNA polymerase III.